Molecule: messenger RNA, 1162 nt
Organism: Abrus precatorius (Indian licorice)
Lineage: Eukaryota; Viridiplantae; Streptophyta; Magnoliopsida; Fabales; Fabaceae
Product: protein-L-isoaspartate O-methyltransferase 1-like
Exons: 5
Coding region: 157-846 (229 amino acids)
Biological process (GO): protein modification process
Cellular component (GO): cytoplasm
Molecular function (GO): protein-L-isoaspartate (D-aspartate) O-methyltransferase activity
Source: RefSeq, a predicted model, not a curated record
ACGAGAAAGAUGCCACAACGGAACUGCAACACCAACAUGGAAUAUAUGUAGCUGUUCCAUUUACAGCAUCAUUCUAAGUCUGACUCCAAACCCAGUUGGUCCAUCAUCACCGUUCUAAACCCUAAUUUCAUCACGGGAAACGCUAUCUACUCGAGGAUGGAGCAAUUCUGGUCUGGGAGUGCCAUCAAUGAAAACAAAGGGAUGGUAGAUAAUUUGCAGCGUUAUGGAAUAAUCUCCUCUAGAAAGGUUGGUGAAGUAAUGGAAACCAUUGAUAGAGCUUUGUUUGUACCCAAUGGAGCCCAACCUUAUGUUGACAGUCCCAUGCCGAUAGGCUACAAUGCCACUAUAUCUGCACCGCAUAUGCAUGCUACCUGCCUUCAGUUGCUGGAGGAUAAAUUGCAACCAGGGAUGCGUGCUCUGGAUGUUGGCUCUGGAACAGGGUACCUGACUGCAUGCUUUGCCUUGAUGGUUGGACCCCAAGGCCAUGCUAUUGGUGUGGAACAUAUUCCUGAAUUGGUUUCUUUUUCAAUUGAGAAUAUUAAAAAAAGUGCUGCAGCUCAACCUUUGAAAGACGGUUCCCUUUCUGUGCAUGUUGGUGAUGGAAGGCAAGGUUGGCCUGAGUUUGCUGCUUAUGAUGCCAUUCACGUUGGAGCAGCGGCAUCAGAAAUUCCCCAACCACUUAUUGAGCAGUUGAAGGCGGGUGGUAGAAUGGUUAUUCCUGUUGGAAACCUAUUUCAAGAUUUAAAGGUGGUGGAUAAGAACUCUGAUGGUUCUAUCAGUAUCAGGACUGAGACUUCUGUUCGCUAUGUUCCUCUCACUAGCAGAGAAGCUCAACUGCGAGAUUAGGGAACUGCAAGUCUCAAUUGCUGCGUUUCUGUACCACGUGCUCUUAAUCUAGACUUUCGUUACGCGCUUCUGUGAAGAGUCAUGCAUGUGUGUUUGCCUGUUCGGCAUUGGUUUUCUCAAAUUUGUAAUAAUCCUCUUUCAUGAAACCUAACAGUCAAGCUGUACGGUCCUCUGUAUUUCACGUUAUAAGUUUUAAUCUGUUUUAGAGAAAUGUACCAGCACGUUAAAUUAUCCUUGCGUGCCUUACACAAGUGAGAAUAAUUACUAUUAGACUGAUUUAAUGCAUGUUUAGGUGAGUAUUUAUAAAGUUGAGCUU